CCGCUCGCGGGAGACAGAAGAGCCACGCCUACCUGUCCCCUCGCGGGUGCAACCCGGUGCGGGAGGGGCUGUAUGCGGGAAGGCGGAGUCCGCCGGGAAACGAAACUGAAUGGGCCUGGCCUAGGCCUAGGCUUCCACCGACCCCAGCAGCGACGGGGAGCAGCAGCUUGGACGCGACCUCAGAGCCCCCAUAUUGCAAUUCGAAUUCUAAGCCAGGGCGCCGGCCACCGUCCAGAUCCAGGAACGCGGUUACUGGGAGGAAACAUGGCCAGUGAUACACCGGGUUUCUACAUGGACAAACUUAAUAAAUACCGCCAGAAGCACGGAGUAACAAUUACAUAUAAAGAAGUUUGUACUUCAGGACCUGCACACGACCGAAGGUUUACAUUUCAAGUUAUAAUAGACGAGAAAGAAUUUCCACAAGCCGAAGGUAAAUCAAAGCAGGAAGCAAAAAAUGCUGCUGCCCAACUUGCUGUUGACAUACUUAACAACGAAAAGCAGGCAGAUAAUCAUACGGACGCUUCGGAAAUUUCAUUAACUGACAAUUUCAUAGGCCUUGUCAAUAGUUUUGCCCAGAAGAACAAGCUGUCUGUAAAUUAUGAACAGCUUGUCCUUGAUACGCAGUCGCCCCAAAGAUUUAAUUGUAAAUGCAAGAUUGGGUCAACAACGUAUGGUACUGGUUCAGGAGCUACCAAACAGGAGGCAAAGCAGCUGGCAGCUAAAGAGGCAUAUCAGAAGUUUUCAGAGAAGAGCUCAAUGAGAGCUGACGGAGCAUCCUCUGAACCUACUCCAUCUGAACCUACUUCAUCCAGUGGCCUCUCCAACAGCAAUUCUGCUCCUCUGUCAGCACCUGAAAGUGAUAUCGCAGAGAAUGCAUCAAAAAACUGCCGGCCCAGCCCCUCUUUCGAAUCCCCUCUCAUGAACGGUCUCAGAGAAAAUAAGAGGAAGUCAGGAAUGAAACUGUCACCAAAUGAUGUGCUAAGUAAUAAAUAUACUAUGGAGGGCAGGUUUCAGAAGGAUUUUGAAGACAUAGAAGAAAUUGGCUCAGGUGGAUUUGGCCAAGUUUUCAAAGCAAAACACAAAAUUGAUGGGAAGACUUACGCUAUAAAGCGUGUUAAAUAUAACACAGAGAAGACUGUGCGUGAAGUAACAGCGCUGGCAAGGCUCAAUCACGUCAACAUUGUUCAAUACCAUACUUGUUGGCAGGGAGAGGACUAUGAUCCUGAGCAGAGCGUGUAUAGCGAUUCUAGUCGAUCAAAGACCCAGUGCCUUUUCAUUCAAAUGGAAUUCUGUGAUAAAGGAACUCUGGAGGACUGGAUGGCAAAUGAAGAGCAGAGGAAAACAGACAAAGAUUUACGUUUGGAAUUUUUUCAACAAAUAACGACAGGGGUGGAUUAUAUACAUUCAAAGGCUUUGAUUCACAGAGACCUUAAGCCAGGUAAUAUAUUUUUAGUAGAUGAAAAGCACAUAAAGAUUGGAGACUUUGGCCUCGUAACAGACCUGGAAAAUGACGGAAAUCGAACAAAGCAAACAGGAUCUCUUCUAUACAUGAGUCCAGAACAGCUAUCUUUACAGGAAUAUGGACAAGAAGUGGACAUCUAUGCUUUAGGCCUUAUUCUAGCAGAACUUCUGCACAUAUGCAUCACCUUUAUAGAAAGAUCAAAGUUUUUUCAAAAGCUAAAAGACGGUUUCUUCCCCGAUGAUACAUUUGACAACCAAGAAAAAAGCCUUCUAAGGAGAUUGCUCUUGAAGGAACCCAAGAAACGACCUAGUACAUCUGAAAUUCUGAGGGUCUUGGCUGAAUGGAAGAACAACUCAGAGAAAAAGAAAAGACACACACAUUAGGGCCUUCUGAAAAAGUGUUCCACUUUGGACAUAUGGCCUUCCUUGUGCUACCUAGUCUGAGCUGGAACAUUGGUAGAUACUGUACUUAAGUUUUAGGAAACUUAAGGAAAGAAAAACUCGCACAAAAGUUUUUAUUUCAAGACGUUUUUAAAGUUAGUCUUUGACAAUUCCAUCCAUGUAUUGCAUUCAGAUCAUACUCGCCUCCACCCUCCUCGGACACCCAUGCCAACAUGAACUAUGCCCUCUGCCGUGCACGCCUCAUCAUGUGAACUGCAGCUUCUGACUUCUGGAGUCCAAAUAAAUCUCUUUGUCCUUAAGUUGCCUCUCUCAGGUAGUCGCUGUGAUGAGAAAGCCAUGAAAUGGCACCAGAAGGAGGGUUUGUUGCAAUAAACCUGCCACAUGGUUCUUAGGCUUUCAGAGCUGGUUUGUGGGAGGAAUGUGGAAAAGGUUGGAGCUGCAGGCUGAAGAAGUCCUAGAAUGCUGUCUAUAGUGGUAUAUUGUUUGUGUUUUAUUAAAGAAAGCUUGCCUGAAGAUCAGAGUGCAAAGCAGCCACACUAGUCAGCCAUACGGGCCAGGCAGUGAUGGCGCACACCUUUAAUCCCAGCACUAGGGAAGUGGAGACAGGAGUGUUAUGGCUGAGCAGAGAGAGGAAUAUAAAGUAGAAGGGACAGGAACUCAUUGGAGCCCAGAGUUUGAGGUUUGGGAGGAAAUUCCAAAACAUUCCAACAGGGCAUGGAGGCUGUUUCCUGCUUUUAGCCAGGGUUAUAGUGUAAAUGAGGAAAGAAAGGAAUAGUAGAUGUGAAAGGGCAUGAAGAUUUGGAAAACGAGGAACUUCAAAGUCAAAGUAGGUGCAAAGUGGCAAUAAUUAGAGAUGAGUGCUAUUGAAGAGGAGCCAUGCACUUUACACUGCUGGCCACUGCUGGCAUUAUAGGAACAAGACUACACCCAUGGAAGGCUAUACAGUGUGAAAAUGAAAAGCCCCCUGAAGGCCUUUCAUGUCAGAAGUUCAAGCAAGGAUACCUAGAGGAGCGGUCUUUCUGCUUUAGCUGUGCAGGGCCUCAGAUAAUGCUACAGCCAUGGCCUGAAUGGCUCGUUUACAUUUCAAGAUGGCGGCAGGACUUGGCACCAUUCUUGCUGGUUUUGCAGGAGAGCAAAACACAAGGGUCUUGGGGUCAGAGAUGCUUGUCCAAUGGUUCCAGAAGAAGCCUGUGAGAGCUGUGUGCAACACGGUGGUCAGAUUCCUUGAAGAAAGGCUCUGAGAGGCUUUGAAGCUAUGAAAGUGAAAUCUUAAGUUUUAAGACAGACCCUGGGACAUUGGAGACGACAAGAACGUGGAAUGUCUGCUGAAGGAGCGGUCACUGAUGGGAGCCACCCAGUGGAGCUCAGAUGAUGCCACUGUGUGUAUUCCAGAUACCGAACACUGAGAUGCAGCCUUUGUUGGUCCUGUGUGGAUUUACUUUUGCAAUUGGACCAGUCUUUCCUUGCUGUUCUCCCAGACUUACUUUUUAGAAUGGGGAUUUUCCUUUGCUUGUUUGUAUGCUGUAAUAAUUGUUUUACAGGGACUCAGAGCUGAAAGUUCUCCUUUGCUUCUCAAAGCACUUUGGAAUUUUGAAUGGUGUUGACUAUUAAGACUCUGGGAACUCCUGAGGUAGGCCUCAGGAUUAUGAGAUGGCCAUGAGCCAACAGGGACUUGAAACCCCCCCUCACACAAACACACACCACCACCACCAUCACCAGGAACUCAGGCUUCUGCCAAAUCUU
Chionomys nivalis (European snow vole) is the source of this 3606-nucleotide messenger RNA. Its product is annotated as interferon-induced, double-stranded RNA-activated protein kinase-like. Bases 73 to 1845 code for a protein of 590 amino acids. Gene Ontology annotation, biological process: protein phosphorylation. The record is from RefSeq and is a predicted model, not a curated record. Gene Ontology annotation, molecular function: protein kinase activity; double-stranded RNA binding; ATP binding. NCBI's taxonomy places the organism in Eukaryota, Metazoa, Chordata, Mammalia, Rodentia, Cricetidae. The transcript is spliced from 16 exons.